Hibiscus syriacus is the source of this 1740-nucleotide messenger RNA. RefSeq lists its product as uncharacterized. Gene Ontology annotation, molecular function: protein dimerization activity. The transcript is spliced from 6 exons. Bases 1 to 1740 code for a protein of 579 amino acids. Lineage: Eukaryota; Viridiplantae; Streptophyta; Magnoliopsida; Malvales; Malvaceae. The record is from RefSeq and is a predicted model, not a curated record.
AUGGCAUCUCAAAGUGGUAGUGGGACUGAAAGUAAUAGUGGGAGCGAGUCAAUUUCAACGUCCCAAAAUGAGAAUUUAUCUCCAUUGUGGAAUUAUGUGACAAAGAUAGAAAAACGAGAGACUGUUGGAGGAACUUGGAAUUUUCGUUGCAACAUUUGCGGCGAAACUCGUAAUGGAAGCUAUACUAGGAUAAAGGCACAUUUGCUUCAAAUUCGAGGUGAAGGAGUUGCAAUUUGCAAAAAGGUAACUAGAAAUCAAAAACUUGAAAUGGUAAGGUUGGUAGAAGAGUGGGAGAAUAGAAAGAAACAAGAAGUAACUAGAGAAGUUUCUUUGCCCUCUCAAUCUUCAGCUGGAAUUGAGAUUGAUUCUUCUUCUAAGAAGAGAAAACCUAGCUUGUCACCUCUUGCUAGAGCAUUUGACAUGAAUACAAGAGUCCAAUUAGAUGAAGAAAUUGCAAGAAUGUUCUACACCGGUGGUUUGCCCUUUAAUCUUGCUAGAAAUCCUCAUUAUCAUAGGGCUUUCACUUUUGCUGCAACUCACAAUAUUCCUGGUUAUGUUCCCCCUGGUUAUAAUAAAUUGCGAACCACAUUGCUCCAACAAGAAAAAAAUAAUGUUGAGAAGCUCUUGCAACCGAUUAAAGCAACAUGGAAAGAAAAAGGGUUAACUAUUGUGUGUGAUGGUUGGAGUGAUCUAACAAGAAAGCCUCUCAUUAAUUUCAUGGCUACUUCUGGAAAUGGGCAUAUGUUUCUUAAAGCUGUGAAUUGUUUUGGUGAAAUCAAAGAUAAGUUUUUCAUUUCUAAUUUGGUGAAAGAAGUGAUUGAUGAGCAAAAAAAUGUCGAGGGAAAUGAGGAAACAUAUGACUUAUGCCAUUGGAUUACCGAUAUUCAUGGGGAUGCCGUACAAAUCAAGAAUUUCAUCAUGAACUACAACAUGAGAUUGGUAAUCUUUCAAAGAUUUAGUCCUCUUAGGUUACUUUCAGUUGCAGAUACUCGUUUUGCUUCGAUCAUUGUGAUGCUUAAGAGGGAGGAUGACAUGGUGAAAGUAAACUUUGUGAAAGAAAAGCUUGUGAGUGAUGAUUGGUGGGAUAAAGUAGCUUACAUCUUUGAUUUUACAAAGCCCAUCUAUGACAUGCUUAGAUGUGAAAUUUACAAGAAGGAAAAACGUCCUCUUUCAGACUUCAGUCCUUUUUAUCAUGUUGUUUAUGGGAUUCUUAUAGCUCGUUGGACAAAGAGUUAUACUCCUCUUCAUUACCUAGCUCAUUCACUAAAUCCAAGGUUUUAUAGUGAUAGUUGGCUAAGUGAGGAUCCUUGUAGAGUUGCUCCUCAUAGAGAUGAUUUGAUGUCUCUUACAAAGAGGUAUUCUUCGGAUCCGAAAAGUUGGUGGGCUAACUUUGGUGCCAAAAUUCCAUUGCUUCAAUCUUUGGCUUUCAAAGUGCUUGGAAAAGCUACUUCAUCCUCUUGUUGUGAAAGAAAUUGGAGCACUUAUUCUUUUAUUCACUCACUUAGGAGGAAUAAGUUAAAUUCGAGUUGCGCCGAAGAUUUAGUUUACAUCCACUACAAUCUUCGUCUUUUAUCAAGGAGUUCUAGUCAAUAUGAGGAUGAGAAAACCAAGAUGUGGGAUGUUGGUGGAGAUGCUUUUGAUUCAUUGGGAGAUGUUGGAUAUUUAGAGUUUGCCGAACUCUCGCUUGAUGAGUCGGAUUUAGAGAGUCAGUUAAUCUCAGAAGAUGUUAACAAUGUUUGA